AUGGUUCAUGAUUUGCAGAAUCAGUUAGGAAAUAGUUCAAUAUUUAAUCAAUUCGAUAGUUUUGAAAAUAUGGAGAAGCUUGUAAAUUUUCCAUAUGAAGUAUUGGAAAUGAUAUUUCAACAAAUAAAUCAUCAUAUGGUAAUAGCCUUAAUGCCAUUACACUCUAAAUUCAAUGAAAUCGGUCAAAAAAAAUUAUACAAAAAUAUUCAUAUUUACCUCAAACAUAAUUUAUUAAAUGGUACCUAUUCUGAAUCAAGAGAACCACCAUACAAACAGGAAAAUAGGUGGAGAUUUCAUAAAAAUAUUUUGAAUGACUUUACUAAAAAGUUUACUGUGAUUUCAUCAUGUAGUUUUUAUGACAACAUUAUUAAACUUAAAAUGAAUAGAUACCAACAUAUUGAACACCUUAGUAUUGAAAAUCUCGAACUUUUCCAUUAUGCAACACACUUGAAAUUUCAAAAUAGAAAAGGAGUACCUACAUUUUUGAGAAAAAUAUUUAGAUAUUUUAAAAACCUAGAUUAUGUUAGUUUUGCAUUAUCAAAUAAUCAACUCAAUAGAAAAAAUAAAGACAAAACUGAUGAUGGAUUAAUUGGUAAAACUUUUAUAAUUCCUCGUCAACGUCCCGACUUUUAUGAUCAUGUAUUGUUUUUAGAGGAAAAAAACCAAGGCUCAUAUGACUUUUUGUAUAAUAAUCUUAAGAGUUUAAAAUUUCAAUUUGAUCAACCCAAGAAUGACGUAAAAAGACUUACAUACCAUGAUCUAUCUAAAAGCAUUGACUUAUUCAAUAAAAUCAAUUUAUUUAAAAAACUUGAAGAAUUACAUCUUAUAUUUGAACUAUUUAUUAAUUUAAUGGAUCCAUUAUUACUUGAAAGGUUGAAUAAAAUUAACUGCAAAUUAAAAAAGCUUGAUUUAAUGUUUCGGGGUAAACAUAGAUUCAUAGAAGAUGAUGAUUGGGAUUACUACCACCUGACCCCAAGACCCGGUACAAAAUGGUUAUUUACUUUGGAUAAAUUUUUUGAAACAAAAGAGAUUAAUACCUUGUCAUUAAAUUAUCGUAAUGAAGCAUAUUUCAAAGACCUAUUUAUCUUUGAAAAUUUCAAGUUUGAAGAAAUGUUAACCAAUGCCAAUUUAUCAAAAUUAAGAAAUUUAAUUCUAUCCUCACGAAUUUUAGAUUUGAAGUCAAUUGAUGUCUCAAAAUUACAUAAAUUGAUCAUAUGUACAGAUGUGGCUAAUGAUAUGUAUGCCAAAAAAAUUGCCAAACUUUACUUUAUAAAUCCAAAUUUGAGGUUAUCUUGGUGGCCAAGAUUGAAUGAUUGGAUUUAUGAAGAGAUAUUUUUUUAUUCUGAUAACUUACAAUUAUUCACACCUGACUAUUUUCAAAUUAUAUCUUGUCAAUGGCCAUCAUACUUUUUUAAAAGUGAUAUAAUUUCGAUUACAAAAAAACAUAAUCGGAAAACUCGUAGCUUAAAUGACAAAUAUUCCCAAAAUUUAAGUAUAACUUUGAAACAUGAUUAUUCAGUUGAAGAACUUUAUGGUAUGGACAUGUUUGAAUUUUUUCAUAUUGAUAAACCAACUCUUAAAAUCUUUGAGAAACACGAGCAAAUUUUUUUGGGAAGUUGA
Molecule: messenger RNA, 1620 nt
Organism: Lodderomyces pseudojiufengensis
Lineage: Eukaryota; Fungi; Ascomycota; Pichiomycetes; Serinales; Debaryomycetaceae
Exons: 1
Coding region: 1-1620 (539 amino acids)
Source: RefSeq, a predicted model, not a curated record